AAUCUUUAUGAUUUGAUUUAGCCUUAAUUAAUACUGUGUUCAAGUCAUCUCUAAAUUAAUAAAUGUAAAUAUAAUAUAUAGGUAUAUAUAUAUGAUAUCUUGGGCAUGGUUACCAUUACCAAAACCAAUUAAUAUUUACCAAUAAAGGUAAAGUAACUCUUUUCUGUUAUGGCAACUUUGGCAGGGAAACUUAUGCAUGCUCUUCAGUAUGAUAACUGUGGCAAAGCUUCUGCUACUGCUUUAAAGCAUGUUGAGAUUCCAAUACCUGUUCCUAAGAAGAAUGAGGUUUUGGUUAAAGUAGAAGCAUUGGCUCUGAAUCCAGUUGAUUGGAAAAUUCAAACAGGCAUGUUGCGCCCUAUUUACCCUCGCAAAUUCCCCCACAUUCCUGGUACUGAUGUGGCUGGAGAAAUAGUAGAGGUUGGACAUGGUGUCACUAAAUUCAAAGUUGGUGACAAAGUUGUUGUUACUCUUAACCAUGCCAAUGGAGGUGGACUAGCUGAAUUUGUUGUGGCUAGUGAGAACUUCAUAGUCACUAGGCCACCUCAAGUUUCGCCAGCCGAAGCUGCAAGCUUACCGAUUUCAGGCCUCACAGCACACCAAGCACUCACUCAAAUUGCCGGGAUCAAUCUUGAUCCAGGCACAGCCGAAGUUGCAGUUGCCAAUAUUUUGGUAACUGCAGCCUCUGGUGGUGUAGGACACUAUGCUGUCCAAUUAGCAAAGCUUAGACAAAACACACAUGUUACAGCCACUUGUGGCGCCCGUAACAUUGAGUUUGUGAAGAGCUUAGGUGCUGAUGAGGUUCUUGACUACACAACCCCAGAAGGGUCAGCUCUCCAAAGCCCUUCGGGUCGAAAAUAUGAUGUUGUGAUCCAAUGCGUGACAGGAAUUCCUUGGUCCACACUCGAGCCUAAUCUUAGUAAGAAUGGGAAGGUUAUUGAUAUCUCUCCAGGGCCAGCUUCCUUGUGGACUUUUGCUCUUAAGAAACUUACCUUCUCUUCCAAGCAAUUAGUGCCAAUUAUAUUUGUGAACACAAAGAGUGAGAAUUUAGAAUAUCUUGUGAAGUUGGUGAAUGAAGGAAAGCUUAAGACCGCAAUCGACUCGAAGUAUCCGCUUAGCAAGGCUGAAGAUGCUUGGGCCAAGUGUAUUGACGGCCAUGCUACUGGGAAGAUCAUUGUGGAGCCUUAGGCUCAUUCUCUUAAUCCAAUUUUCAAAUUUCUGUUAUUUUUAUUGGUAAAAAAACAGAUGGAAAUGAAAGAGAGAAUUGACAUUUGUCAUAGUAGUCAUUUGGAACUUUGGUAGGUAACCAAAUAUUUGGAUUUUGGAGAAGUGCUGUAAUAAUUUCUCUUAAUGAAAUCAUGGCUGCCAUCAAAAUGUUUACAACCAAUUUAUGAUAUUUUAUAUAAAUAUUAUAAUAUUAUUGAUCAUAUAGCUCUGAUUGCUCAUGCAAAUCUACUAACAUUUUCCA
Cannabis sativa is the source of this 1465-nucleotide messenger RNA. RefSeq names its product chloroplast envelope quinone oxidoreductase homolog. The record is from RefSeq and is a predicted model, not a curated record. The transcript is spliced from 5 exons. The coding region runs from base 169 to 1185 and encodes 338 amino acids. Lineage: Eukaryota; Viridiplantae; Streptophyta; Magnoliopsida; Rosales; Cannabaceae. Gene Ontology annotation, molecular function: oxidoreductase activity.